GAUGUGGUCACUGCCGUUCACAAUGGGAUCAGCCCAAAUAUAUUCCCGGCAGCCCCCUGGUCCUCGCUGUCGCCUCUCCCUCUGCUGCUGAUAAAUGAAGGCCGCUGAUGCUCGAGUAGCCUGCUUACACAGAAGGAACACAGAAUGUGGAUUUCUGAUUUUAUUCUCAGAGUUGCUUCAUCUUCCCAAUUUACGUGUCAACUUCUGAUCAUUGUGAGCUGCUUGUUGAAGACUUUCUGAGACCUGUGGAGUCACUGCUGUUGCACAAGCUGGCUUCGGGAACGGUAUGUGCUAUGGUAGGCUGUGUGUACGUGCGGUGAAGUAAGUGCGCUGUGGAGCGCACAUGUACACGCCGAACUCGUACUGGGCGGGUCAGUAACCUAGUGAGAGGGGAGGCGACAUCUGGAGACGUCUCUUCCACGCAUGUACCCCUCACGGAGUCAGCCUGCAAGUAGACCUUCCUGAACAACAAGGUGAAUCUGCUUUGCUAAAUAAAACUCUGAAGGUUGGGACAUCAACAUUUUCAGCAUGGCUGAGGAUGAUUUGAUUUUUGACAUAGAAGGAGUUGGCAAUGGAAAUAGAGACUCAAGAGAGGAUAGUGAUGACGAUGAUGAACAGUACCUUAUUUGCUCCAUUACGGAUUAUGAUGACCUUAAUAAAUCGAGUAAGAUCUGCAAUCGUAAUUUCAUGAAGAAUAAAUUUUGUGAAACUCCCAGCUCCCCUGGAAAGUCAGCUUUCAAUGUUAAGAAUCACCAGACCCCUCCUAAGUUUGGCUCAUUAACUGACCGAGGUCGGGCUGCCUGGAAACAUGCAUUUGAAAAAGCCAAACACAUACCUGAUCCUUGGGCAGAAUUCCAUCUGGAAGAAAUUGAGACCGAAUCAGCAACUCGUUACAGGUACAAUGCUAUUUCAGGAAAAUGGGUUGAAGAUAAAGUAUUCAUGAAAAUGGCAAAACAGCCCUUUGGCCGUGGUGCAAUGCGGGAAUGUUACAGAACGAAGAAGCUCUCAAAUUUCACACGUCAUCAACAAUGGAAAUCUGCCUCUAAUUAUGUAGCAAAGCGCUACUUAGAUUCUGUGGACCGGGAAGUGUAUUUCGAGGAUGUCCGACUUCAAAUGGAGGCAAAACUCUGGGGAGAAGAGUACAGCAGGCACAAACCUCCAAAACAGGUUGACAUUAUGCAGAUGUGUAUUUUGGAGAUGAAGGACAGGCCUGGAAAGCCUCUGUACCACUUGGAGCACUAUAUAGAGGGUAAAUACAUCAAAUACAACUCCAAUUCUGGCUUUGUAAGGGAUGAAAAUUUUCGCCUUACUCCACAGGCAUUUAGCCAUUUCACCUUUGAACGCUCUGCACACCAGCUGAUUGUUGUUGACAUCCAGGGAGUGGGAGACUUGUACACAGAUCCUCAGAUUCAUACAUUUGGUGGUACAGACUUUGGAGAUGGCAAUUUGGGUGUGCGAGGGAUGGCCUUGUUUUUUCACUCUCAUGCAUGCAAUAGUAUUUGUAAGAAAAUGGGACUCACGCCAUUUGAUCUAUCUCUUAAAGAAAAGGAAGCGUUGGAACAUGCACAGAAUCUACUGAAAACAGCCAAAACUGUCCUUCGAGGCACAGAGGAAGUCUGUGGAAGCACUCGGGUGAGAACCAUCUCUGGCUCCAGGCCUCCAAUUCUAACACGCCUCUCUGAGAACUCUGCAGAUGAAAAUAUGAGUGACAGCACAUUUGACUCUCUUCCCUCCUCCCCAUCAUCUUGGUGGAGUCCUAAGGAAGAUUUGCUGGGGAAAUCUCCAAUGGGUUGGACAAUUUUGAAUCAAGGUGAUAAUCUGGGUGAUGACCACAGUGAUUCAUUGCCUGAGAGAAGGAUGUCUGAAAAUGGUGGCGACAGUGGCUGUUCCAGUGAGCGACGAAGUGAAUUGGAAGGGGAGUUUGCAGAUCGGGUGAAUGCAAAUAUGCGAAGAUAUUGUGAAUCAGAUGAAGACAGCAUUCGAAGGGAUCACCACAGUGAAGAUAAAUGGAACCUUUACCAUAUGUCCAGGGCUCACACACAUCGGCCUUCAUGUGUGGCUGUAGAGGUGGAGCGAUUAAAUGCUAUCAAGCAGGAAAAGAAAAUUGGGAAGUCUAUUUUGGGCAAGGUGCACUUGGCUAUGGUACGUUAUCAUGAGGCUGGCCGAUUCUGUGAUAAACUGGAAGAGUGGGAUCGCGAGUCUGCAAUCUUCCAUCUUGAACAUGCUGCUCUUUGUGGAGAACUGGAAGCAAUUGUUGCCCUUGGUCUAAUCUACUUGCAGCUGCCUCAUCAUAUCUUGACAGACGUCACUGUGGAGGAUACUGAACAGAACCGGCAGAGAGGCUUUGACUACUUGCUGAUGGGUGCAGAAGCAGGGGAUCGUCCAUCCAUGAUUCUUGCAGCUCGAGCUUUUGAUACUGGCAUCAAUCUGAGUCCCAAAAGGACUCAAGACUGGAAGGAAGCUUUGUAUUGGUACAGUGCUGCUCUGAACAUGACUGAUUAUGAUGAAGGUGGAGAGUACGAUGGCACAGGAGAUGAACCUAAGUAUUGUCUUCUAGCUCGAAAGGCAGAGAUCCACAUGACAGGAGGGUUUGGUGUGGAGCCAGAUCCACAGAAAGCAGGAGACCUCUUCACAGAAGCAGCAGAUGCAGCAAUGGCAGACAUGAAGGGCAGACUUGCUAACCAGUACUACGAGCGGGCAGAGGAAGCUUGGUCCAUGAUGGAGGAAUAAACCUUUGACCUAUGCACAGUUGAUUGUCAAAGUUAUUUUAAAAAAAAUGGUUAUUGUUUACUAAAUGUCAGAUGUCUUCCUUUUGUCUGCACAGAAUGUUUGGAAUUUCUUCUGUAUUUUUACCAUUGCAUUGAAUGAUCUUUUUGAAUGAUCAGAAUCAUUGCAAAUUCAGUGGGCUGCGUGCUGUCCUUCUGUUCUGCACUAUUCUGAUUCUCGUCAUGUUUUGGGUCUGUGUUAAUCUGCAUUAGCUGCUUAUGGUAUUAUUAUUGCAAGUAUCUGGCUGAAUUUAACAGCACUUUUUAUAAUUUUUGAUAAUGCCAGGGAUAUUUGCAGAGCAAGUGGGAUUUUAUGAUUGUUGAUCUGACCCUUUUUAUGAUUAACAGUUUAAGAAAAGCACCUUCAUGUUGUUCCCCUUCAUCAUCCUUCAUGAAGAGGAGGCAACACUCCAGCAGAUUCAAAUACUACAGUUAUGUUUACAAAAGUGUGAUGAUGGGGGUGAACGUGUGCAGGACAGUUGUACAUUAAAGAGCACUCAUUACAAAAUCAUGUUUGUCUAAUCUGGAUUUGCUGACAAACGCACAACAAAGUGACACAUCCAGCUGAAUUACAGCAUUGUGUCUAUCACUAGUUUACAGGUGCCUUUACUGCCUCCGGCUGCGGAUAAAGAGGGUAAAAGCUCCAUAAUAGACUUUACUGUGCCCUCUGACCCCAUCCAUCUCUGCUUAAUACUUAUAUUGUACCUUAAUGCAAUCACGCACCUCAGUGCACUCUAGAUAAUUAAUGACCUUAAGGUGCAAUGGCUAUAAUGUAUUCAGCCUUUUUGUGCCAUCAAUGUGUCUGGUCCAAUUGGUUAAGGGAGAAAUGUUGGUCAAAACAUUGUAAGAAGUUUUUAUAACGAUGCCAGAGAAUCACCAAUGACACCAGACUGCCAAAGACCUCAGUCUAACAACUCACCUGAUGAUGUUCACCAAGCAGCAGAAACGUCCCCUCGUAGAACAUAAAAUUACCCCAUUAGUUAUCCCAUCAGGCCCAAUGCUGUGUACUGAUUGAGCCCUGCAAUGCUCUCAGCCAGUUCAUCCUAAAUCAUCAUUGAAUGACCCAACAACUAUUGUACCUAGUGUGAAAAUAAUGUAUUUAUCUCUAUGUGAUCCUUUACCUAUGUAAUUGCAAAUGCUUUCAUCUAGGAAGUACCAUAUUCAAGAAAGCAUGAAGAUUUUAUUGAACCAUUGAGAAAUAUGUUUCCUAUUUUUAAAAAAAGGGGCAAUGGUUAAUUACUUGCUUUACUACUAACAACUGAUUGCCACUAGAUGAUGAUGAUGACAUAAGGCUCUCCCCUUCUGGAGUCAAAAAAAAUAGUCUAUCAUUUUCCAUGAAGUAUGUUGCCUCUUUUAUGUAAAACAUCACCAUAUUCUUAGCUUGGCACCAUGGAUUGUACAAUGACUGCUGUGCAUUCUUAUAAAUCAGCAGGCACUUUAUGGUUUACACAGUUUUUAAUGUGUAAUGUGAAUGCGCUUUGCAAGAAUAAAUUCUUUUUUUAUUGUUUUAAA
Rhincodon typus (whale shark) is the source of this 4277-nucleotide messenger RNA. It is a transcript of the gene eef2k, whose product is annotated as eukaryotic elongation factor 2 kinase. Gene Ontology annotation, biological process: protein phosphorylation. NCBI's taxonomy places the organism in Eukaryota, Metazoa, Chordata, Chondrichthyes, Orectolobiformes, Rhincodontidae. Gene Ontology annotation, molecular function: ATP binding; calmodulin binding; elongation factor-2 kinase activity. The transcript is spliced from 21 exons. Bases 529 to 2730 code for a protein of 733 amino acids. The record is from RefSeq and is a predicted model, not a curated record.